This is a messenger RNA of Colletotrichum lupini, 1359 nucleotides long. RefSeq names its product GMC oxidoreductase. The coding region runs from base 1 to 1359 and encodes 452 amino acids. Lineage: Eukaryota; Fungi; Ascomycota; Sordariomycetes; Glomerellales; Glomerellaceae. Gene Ontology annotation, molecular function: flavin adenine dinucleotide binding; oxidoreductase activity, acting on CH-OH group of donors. The record is from RefSeq and is a predicted model, not a curated record. The transcript is spliced from 4 exons.
AUGAGACUGAAAGCCCUGGAGAUGGCUUCUGUAGCCGCAAUAGCGCUGGCGACUGCGUCUGAAGGGUUGUAUACUGAACUUCCAACUAAUCUCACAGAGGUCGACGUCAUCAUCGCUGGAGGAGGCACUGCGGGCAGCAUCGUUGCCUCACGACUCGCUGAAGCAGACCCCUCCCUAUCGAUUCUUGUUAUCGAGCAGGGAAAAGACAGCUUCAAUGUCACAAACGUCAUCUACCCGGCCUUAUUCGAGCGGAAUACCCUGCCCAAUUCGGAUACUGCUCUGUUCUGGAAGGCCAAGAAGUCAUCGCAGCUGGCGGACCGUGAGCCGGUUGUUGAGACAGGCGGCAUUCUCGGGGGUAGAUCAGCUAUCAACUGGAUGGUGUACACCCGUGGGCAAUGGGACGAUUAUAACUCCUGGAACACGACGGGGUGGUCAGCAGAAGAAUUGCUGCCGCUUCUGCAGAAGAUCGAAACGUAUCACGGCGCAACUAACAAUCAAUCCACUCACGGGUAUGAUGGACCAAUCCAUGUAUCAAAGGGAACACACCAAGCGCCUCGAGCUGAAAGAGGUUGGAUUGAUGGGGCCGUAGAAGCAGGUUGGUCAGAGGUAGAAGACCUUCAAAGUCUGCACUCCAACAAUGGCUCAGGGCCCUGGUAUCGAUAUGUCUCGCCUACCGACGGCCGCCGCCAAGAUGUCGCACAUCGUUACUUGUAUCCACUUCUGCAAAUUGGCGAUUAUCCUAAUCUGAGAGUGCUAGUAGAAACUCAGGUUCUCAGUGUUCUGUUCGAGGGAGAAGAGAAACGCGCCACUGGGGUGGAAAUCCGACCCAACCCUGCAUUCGCGAAGGAUGCCGGAGACAAUAGCACGACUAGAGUCAAGGCGAGAAAGCUAGUGGUUGCUUCCUCGGGGUCUUUUGGAACUCCAUUGCUUCUCGAAAGAUCCGGAGUUGGUGAUCCUGCAGUGCUGGAAAAGGCGGGAUUACCGAUUAUCGAAAGUCUCGAUGGAGUGGGCAAUGACUUCCAAGAUCAUCACUUUGUUGGGUACGUCUACCGCACCAACCUCAACCAAAACGAGACCAUCAACGGUAUAGCCCGAAAUGAUAGAGAACGAGACGUGGAUGCGAUGAUUGUCGCCGACGACAAGCAACUUGGAUGGAACGGUCACGAUGCCUCCAGCAAGUUUAGGCCAUCUCCUGCUGAUAUUGCAGCUUUGGGGCCAGAAUUCCAAGCUGCUUGGGACAGGGACUUCAAAGACUCGCCCAACCGUCCUCUCAUGAUCAUGGGACUCUUUAAUGCCUACUGUCGGAUUAGAAGUCCAAUUCGACCGCGGCAUACAGCCGACUGCGCAGGGGCCAAUUAG